GAUGGGCCCCAGUGCCGCGGCUGUGCCUGAGACUCUGCUCAGCCUCCGGGGCCUGGUCUCUGAUGUCCCCCAGGAGCUGCAGGCCGUGGCACAGCAGUUCUCCCUUCCCCAGGAGCGAGUCUUGGAGGAGCUGGAUGGUGUCGGCGUGAGCAUCGGAAGCACGAUCCACACCCAGCUCAGUAGCACCGUGUACCAGGCACUGGCCUCAGUGCACAGCCUGGGCCAGGCCCUGCAGGUCUCCGUGGACCAUCUCCGAGCCCUAAACACCACCUCGGUGGAGCUGCUGGAGAGGCAGCAGGACCUGGAGCCGGCUGUCCGGGCGCGCCGGGAGCACCUCCUCGCCCUGCUGCAGGAACCCGGCUGCCGGGGCUGUGCAGAGGCCCUGAGCCAGGCCCGCGCCCUGGAGCUGGGGGCAGACUUCAGCCAGGUGCCCCCCGUGGACGAUGUCCUGCAUCGGCUGAAGGAUGUCCCAAAGGCCAACUUCUCCAGCAUGGUCCAGGAGGAGAACAACACCUUCAACUCCCUCCCGCUCCUGGCUGCCUUGCAGAUGGCUGACGUGGUCAGAGAGCUGAAGAAGGCAGUGGCCCAGCAGCCUGCAGGGCUGACAACACUGGCUGAAGGGUUCCCAGCCUGGGAGGCGGCCUCUCGCUGGAGCCGGGCACUGGAGGAGGUGGAACAGAGCAGCCGCCCCUACCUGAAGGAGGUGCAGAGAUAUGAGAAAUACAGGUGGAUUAUGGGCUGUGUGCUGUGCUCCAUGGUCCUGCUUGUGGUGGUCUGUAACCUGCUGGGCCUCAACCUGGGCAUCUGGGGGCUGUCCGCCAGGGAAGACCCAAGCCACUCAGAAGCCAAGGGCGAGGCUGGAGCCCGCUUCCUCAUGGCGUAAGAAGGGCUGGGGAGAGGAAGGCUGGGCGGUC
Molecule: messenger RNA, 914 nt
Organism: Ceratotherium simum simum (southern white rhinoceros)
Lineage: Eukaryota; Metazoa; Chordata; Mammalia; Perissodactyla; Rhinocerotidae
Source: RefSeq, a predicted model, not a curated record